AUGGGCUCAACGACGAGCAAGACGAUGUUAUCGGAGACUUGCCCACCAACCGGCUUCCCAGCCGCGACCGGUGCGAAGCCAUGCGGUUCUCCGCCUCCUAUGGCGUUCAUCUCAACGUCGCUUAUCGUCGGUGGUGUCAUCGGCGCUGCCGCAGAGGCGAGAGGCGAGCCGGUCUCCAUCGUGGCGGCCAGGGCGCUGGUUGACUUUGUGUCCGAGGCAGCUCUCUUGGUGAACGACGGCCUCUUCCAUGUUGCCGUGCGCGUCUCGGAAAAGUGGAGGUUGAUGGUGGAGAGGGAUACCGUGUUUUGGGAAAGGAGACGGGGACGGGGACGGGGACAGUAA
Messenger RNA from Pyricularia grisea, 342 nucleotides. RefSeq lists its product as uncharacterized. The record is from RefSeq and is a predicted model, not a curated record. The transcript has 2 exons. Bases 1 to 342 code for a protein of 113 amino acids. NCBI's taxonomy places the organism in Eukaryota, Fungi, Ascomycota, Sordariomycetes, Magnaporthales, Pyriculariaceae.